This is a messenger RNA of Helianthus annuus (common sunflower), 1122 nucleotides long. RefSeq lists its product as uncharacterized. The transcript has a single exon. The record is from RefSeq and is a predicted model, not a curated record. NCBI's taxonomy places the organism in Eukaryota, Viridiplantae, Streptophyta, Magnoliopsida, Asterales, Asteraceae. Gene Ontology annotation, molecular function: zinc ion binding; nucleic acid binding. Bases 1 to 1122 code for a protein of 373 amino acids.
AUGAAGGUAUUGCUUGAAUCACAAGAAUUGUGGACGGUUGUCGAUGAAGGAUAUCAAGAACUGGGACCGAAUCCGUCUGAAGAAAGAACCGCUGCAUACCGAGAAUCAAUUAAAAAGGAUAAACGGGCACUGCACAUUAUAUUUCAGUCUGUAAUCGAUACAGUAUUCGGAAGAAUUUCGCAGGCAAGUUCAGCGAAGGAAGCAUGGAGUAUUCUUCAUAAAUCAUACAAGGGUGAAACCCGGGUAAAAACUGUAAGACUCCAAUCUCUCCGAUGUGAAUUUGAUUAUUUAAAUAUCAAAGAUGGUGAAUCUGUUGAGGAAUACUUCAACAGAAUGAUCCAUAUAGUGAAUCAAUUGCGAAUGAAUGAAGAAAAAAUAGAUGAACAGAGGAUUGUAGAGAAAAUCUUACGUAGUCUGACUAGGAAUUAUGAAUCGGUUGUUAUAACGAUAGAAGAAACAAAAAAUUUGGGAGAAGUAUCCACCGAAGAAUUAAUGGGGAUACUUCAGUCACACGAAUUAAGAUUAAAAAGAUAUGAAGAUAAUCCGGUAGAACAUGCAUUUCAAGUAACGAAUGCAAGUCAAGACCGAUAUAGGCAGACGUCUAAGACUGACUCUGCAGGAAGGGGACGAAACAAAAACAGGGGCAAGAAUUUCAAUAUGAGUUCGAUAAGAUGCUUUAAUUGUCAUAAACUUGGGCAUACAGCCAAGUUUUGUCAACAGAAGGAUGAACGUGAGAGAACGGAUAACGUAUUAAUUCAUAAAGAAGACGAAGCCGAUGAACAAGAUGACACUAUGUUCAUGAUAUUCAAUAUGGAGGAUACAGUCAAAAGUGAUUGUUGGUAUCUUGACAGUGGCUGCAGUAACCACAUGAGUGGUAACCGAGAAUUCUUCUCUCACCUUGAUGAAUCAUUAAAAAAGGAGGUGAGAACAGGAGAUGAUAAACGGUUGGAAGUAUUAGGCAGCGGAGAUGUCUCUAUUACUGUUAGAGGGAGAGAAAGGAAGAUACCAGAUGUAUUUUAUGUAAAGGGUUUGAAACAUAACCUGUUAAGCGUAGGUCAACUCAUAAGGAAAGGGUAUGAAGUUACAUUCAAAGAAGAUAAAUGCAUUAUCAAAGAUUCAUAA